Messenger RNA from Cricetulus griseus (Chinese hamster), 1648 nucleotides. The record is from RefSeq and is a predicted model, not a curated record. Lineage: Eukaryota; Metazoa; Chordata; Mammalia; Rodentia; Cricetidae.
CUGCUAGAUCAUAACCCUACUUUUAUUAUUUUUUUUAAUCUAGAAAUGAACACAGAAGCAGAGCAACAGCUUCUCCAUCACGCCAGAAAUGGCAACGCUGAAGAGGUGAGAAAGCUACUAGAAGCCAUGGAGCGGACUGAAGUGAUCGCUGCCAUCGACUGUAAGGGAAGAAGUAAGUCUAAUUUGGGCUGGACACCUCUUCAUCUGGCAUGCUAUUUUGGACAUAAACAAGUGGUCCAGGAUCUGUUGAAGGCUGGUGCAAAAGUGAACGUGUUAAAUGACAUGGGGGACACGCCACUUCAUCGAGCUGCCUUCACAGGACGAAAGGUGAAAAAUGUUCUAUUUUUUUGUUUGUUUGUUUGCAAAUGAGAUGGUUGGAAGAAUAGUCCCUGCUAUCUGCUCAGUCCUACCUACCUGACCAGCCCCUGGGAAAGCCAAAAGGAAGUGUGGAAACUAGCCCUUUGGUCAGAAGGGCACACGGUGAGCAGGAGGGAUCUGAGCAUUGCGCAGUGAGGGAAAACACAAAGGCCAUGUGUGCUGCUCCUGAUUGAACAUGCUCAGCUCCCCCCCCCACCACCAAUGUGUGCCAGAAGCAAAGCCUAACUUCCAUUGUCUCAGUUCACCUUGGGAGGUAUCCAUUGCAGUGAUUUCUAGUGUAUUUUCAUAGUUGUGUAGCCAUCACCAUGACUCAGUUUGGGAACAUUUCAGUCACCCCAUUACAUUUUCUGGAUCCUCUACACAUUCAUUCCCUAACCUUCCUCAAGCCUCAGGUUACCAUUUGUUGUUUUCUCUAGCUAGUUGCCUUUUCUAGAAAUUUCUUACAAGUGGAAACACUUUUGAACCAUAAUGAUGAGGUUUAUCUGAGCUGCAGCAUGCAGCAGUUCUGUGUGUCUAACUGUGCACACGUGCAUGGGACACAAUGCCAGAGCAAGCCCUCUUGUGCGCUGCUUUGUCACUUGGUGCCUCACUCCUUCAAGAUAGGGUCUUGUCACUCACCCCAGAGCCACAUGGGUGGCCAGCAGGCCCCAGCAGUCCUCCUGUUUCUGUCCUCACGGUGUUGGGUUACAGGCUGGAGUGCAAUGGUGUCUAACUUUCUCUGUGUCUUUGACCUGAGGGCCUAAUGCUUGCACAACAAACACUUUUACUUUCUGAGCCAUUUUCUGAACCCCUCUGCUAAGUCUUUUUUGUUUGUUUUUUCAAGACAGGGUUUCUCUGAGUUAACAGCCCCAGCUGUCCUGGAACUUACUUUGUAGACCAGGCUGGCCUUGAAUUCACAGAGAUCUGCCUACUUCUGCCUCCUGAGUACUGAGAUUAAAGGCAUGCGCCACCACCGCCCCGGGCUGUGCUAAAUCUUGAAAGUACUUUUCUAGUACCCUGCGUCUGCAUAGCUUAGCAGUCGGUCAGCCAUUUCUGGUCCCAGUGGCUCACGCACUCCUCUCAUGGACUUCUGCUUUGCCAGAGAUCUUCAUUUGGCUGUUCACAUAUUUGGGCAUUUCUACUUUUUUCUUGAACUCUGAAUAUAUGAUCAUGCUAAAUUGGGCCUUAGUUUAAAAAUCCAACUAUGUUCAUAUAACAUUUAACUAAAGUAAAUGGCUAUAACAUGUACAAGUAUUAAGCAUAUAUAUAUGUGUGUGUGUGUGUGUGUGUG